This is a messenger RNA of Copidosoma floridanum, 1407 nucleotides long. RefSeq lists its product as uncharacterized. The record is from RefSeq and is a predicted model, not a curated record. Lineage: Eukaryota; Metazoa; Arthropoda; Insecta; Hymenoptera; Encyrtidae.
AUGAGUGAGGUAAUUACUAUCAGUUCUUCUGACGACGAGGUUGUGUUACCUAAAGCUUCACAAAGAAGAACACAUGACAACACUUCGUCAAAGUUGCAAAAGAAAUACAACAAGCUUGAUUCAUUCAACAAAGAUGAUAAAGAUUUCAUACUUUUUCUUCGAAAUCGCGUGAACAAUAUAACUCAUAAAAAAGCUAAAUUUUACCAAACUAUAUUUGAAGUUCGUGAGGAAAUCAGUAGACGCAUAAUUAAACUCAAAAAAUAUAAAUCAACACGAGAAAAAGGCAGUGAAUCAGACACAGAACCAAAAUAUACUAAAGACGAGUUGAAAAAAAUUAAAAUAUUAGAGAAGGUUAUAAAAGAAUGCCGAAGAAGAAUCAAAGAACUAGAAACAGCAGACGUAAUCUUUGAUGAUGAUGACGACUCAGCGUAUUUAAAGGAAGAUAGGUAUAAAAGAAAAUAUGUACAGUUAUGCCAAGCACUUAGUGAUAUAGCAAGAGAUAAAAAACUAAAAUCAGAAAUAAUGAAGAAAAAAAUUACGUUGAAUGAUAUCCAAGAUGAAAUGACCGGUAUUAAGACCAUUGAUCAAUCUAUCAUUAACUUUGUAAAUAUUAGUAUUAGUCGGAUGAACAAAUUAAAACACAUUCAGAACUUUAAUGCUGUUCCGAAUUAUAUUGUUCCACCCGACUUUUACGAAGUAUUACAAAUUAUAGAAAAACAUGACGAAACUCGGAACCUUCAAUUUACUAAACAAGAAAUAGAAUUAUAUGCUAAAAAUUCAUUUAAAGCAGUUGUCAAGUAUUUGAAAAAAUGUCGAAUACAGGAGUCUAAAGAAUAUUUUAAAUGUUUUAUCAAUGACACCUGUGGUACAUAUAUUGACCCAGCAUCUAAAGACCAUAACCUUGAAAAAGUUCUUCAGGCUAAUAAGUUAAAAUCGGAUAAGCAUUUAAAUGAAGUUUUUGAGAAAUAUGUAAAUAUGCAAAAGAAUUUAAGCAAUGAAAAAUUAAAAGAAUCAAUGACAGCCAUGUAUUCUUCUGAGGAAAGUUGUAAUAUAGAUAAUCAUGAGAAACAUCUAGUUAAGAAAAAUUCACAAGUAGGUAAGCGAAAACGGUUCUUCCACAGUGACGAAGAAGAAUCUGACUCUCCCACAUUGGUAGACGAUAAUGCGAAGUAUUUUCCCAGAAUACGAGUGGCUAGUGUGGGCAACUUUCCCAAGGCUUGGGAGACCUCGGACUCUCCCGAAAGUCCGGGAAAAGAGUCCAUGGAUCUGGACUACUCACCAAAAAAAAAUAUUUUUCCACCAGUGGAAGUAGUGGAUUUGUGUUCCCCAGAAAGAAGAUCAAGUAUUCAAGUGUCCAAGACAAUAGCCCUUGAAGAAAAUAUGAACCAUAAUGAAGUGGUGGAAUAG